GGGCUGGGCCGCCUAGCCUGGCUCUGGUUCUACACACGCAUGGGUGUGAGCCUCUGCACGCUUCGUCCCAAGCCCACGAUUACAGUCAGCAGCCGGAGGAGGUGAAGAAGGGGUUCUCGGGCCCAGGAAGGGCCAAGGAGAGAGACGAGAUCGGCCUCUCUGCUCCGCACUGCUCCCAGCAAGUCCUCUAAGGCACCACCUCUUUCCUACACACGGUGUUUCUGGGAAAGAAAAACAAAACUUCGCCCAGAUGAAGAGAACCCACCUGUUUGUGAUGGCGGUCUACCUGCUGUCCACCUGCAGGGCAGAGGAGGGGCUGAACUUCCCCACCUAUGACGGCAAGGACCGCGUGGUCAGUCUAACCGAGAAGAACUUCAAGCAGGUUUUGAAGAAAUACGACUUGCUCUGCCUCUACUACCAUGAGCCCGUGUCUUCAGAUAAAGCCGCGCAGAAACAGUUCCAAAUGAAAGAAAUCGUGCUGGAGCUUGUGGCCCAAGUCCUGGAACAUAAAGAUAUAGGCUUUGUGAUGGUGGAUGCCAAGAAAGAAGCCAAGCUUGCCAAGAAACUGGGUUUUGAUGAAGAAGGAAGUCUGUAUGUUCUGAAGGGUGAUCGCACAAUUGAGUUUGAUGGCGAGUUUGCAGCUGAUGUCUUGGUGGAGUUUCUCUUGGACCUCAUUGAAGACCCAGUGGAGAUCAUCAACAGCAAACUGGAAGUCCAAGCCUUUGAGCGCAUUGAGGACCAUAUCAAACUCAUCGGCUUUUUCAAGAGUGAAGACUCAGAAUAUUACAAGGCUUUUGAAGAGGCAGCUGAACAUUUCCAGCCGUACAUCAAAUUUUUUGCUACUUUCGACAAAGGGGUUGCAAAGAAAUUGUCCUUGAAGAUGAAUGAGGUUGACUUCUAUGAGCCAUUUAUGGACGAGCCCAUUGCCAUCCCUGACAAACCCUACACAGAAGAGGAGCUUGUGGAGUUUGUGAAGGAGCACCAAAGACCCACUCUACGUCGCUUGCGCCCAGAAGAUAUGUUUGAAACAUGGGAAGAUGAUUUGAACGGGAUCCACAUUGUGGCCUUUGCGGAGAGGAGUGAUCCAGAUGGCUACGAGUUCCUGGAGAUCCUGAAGCAGGUUGCUCGGGACAACACGGACAACCCUGACCUGAGCAUCGUAUGGAUCGACCCAGAUGACUUUCCUCUGCUUGUUGCCUAUUGGGAAAAGACUUUCAAGAUUGACCUAUUCAAGCCACAGAUUGGAGUGGUGAAUGUUACAGAUGCUGACAGUGUCUGGAUGGAGAUUCCAGAUGGUGAUGACCUGCCCACAGCUGAGGAGCUGGAAGACUGGAUUGAGGAUGUGCUUUCUGGGAAGAUAAACACUGAAGACGAUGACAAUGAAGAUGAAGAGGAUGAAGAGGAUGACGACGACAAUGAUGAUGACAAUGACAAUUCUGACGAAGAGGAUGAUGAUGACAGUGACGAUGAUGAGGACUAGCCCCCAACUCCAGACAAUUUUCAUGAAAACAAAACCACAGCUACCCACCACCAUGCAGACAGCACAAGGUAGCAGCAAGCAGCCCUGGCCCACGUCCAGCCAGCUCCUUUCCCUUUUCCAACAUCUCUUCUUCCACUUCCUUCUCAUCAGGAGAUGUGCAACUCAGCAAAUGCCUUUCUAAAUCCAGCAAUCCCACUCAGCAAGGACAGUGGGGAAUUUUUCCCAUGUCGACUGUCUUGAUUGUCAUGAAAAAUCUCUCGUGCUUUGCCAGAUCAUCAGUGGCCAUGGCAGUGCCCGAAUCUGGCAGUCUGGGGAGAGCGAUCCCCUAACACCUUGACUCAGAUGUACUUGUUGUCUUUGACUAUGGCAGUAACAGAAUUCACAGCUUGCUAACUCACAAGCAUGGUGUGACCUUAUAACCAGAGCCCAGGGAAGACACACAAUCCAUUUAGCCCCCAUGCCUACAACAUCAGUUAGGAUGCCUCCUAAAGCCAAGAGGAUGCCUCUUAGGGAAGGCUCAGGCUUGGAAACAAGUUUAUAAAUCAGCUUCUCUUGGUUCUAUUAAACUUAUUUUAAGUGUAGGUCAGACCAUUAUGAACUCAGAUCCAAACCUUUGCAUGGCUAUUGAGAGGUAGGUCUUGAAAAACAUGCGUACUGAUGUCACCAUCAUUUCUAGUAUAUUAGGAUACUGGGAUGGGAAGUUGAUGUGCUCUCUGAACUUCCCUCUAGGUGACCGUCUCGCAUAGACACACAGGGGUUGUUUUAAUUCUUUCUGAUGGCUUGAGGUCUCUGAUUGGGUCAGCUGUCAUCCUAGCCUGAGCUGGGAUCCUGAUAUCCCCUCUCUGUUGCUCCUAGUCAGCCUUCCCAUUCAGAGUCAAAGUUGGUUUAUCCAUAGGGCAAUUAACUCUCCAUCUAUCAAUGCUCCCACAGUUAAACAGAACAAUAAUCAUUAGAGUUCAUAAUGAUACCCUGAGGUACUGAAAAAAUCCCUAAGUGCCUUCCGAACUAUCUAAAGGUCAUAUUGUGCUCGGUAGUUUUAGUGUUAAGUGUGCAUUAUAAUGUUCUAAUUUAUUUUCUCAAUCUUUUAACACAUGUAUAAGACACUGCAAAUUCUUUGAAAAUAGGGCAAUCCUUUAUGGAAUAGUAGCUAACUAACUCUGCCAUUAAAGUUAUAUUUUGAAAAUACUGAGACUAUCUUGAA
Molecule: messenger RNA, 2681 nt
Organism: Balaenoptera acutorostrata (minke whale)
Lineage: Eukaryota; Metazoa; Chordata; Mammalia; Artiodactyla; Balaenopteridae
Gene: CASQ2
Product: calsequestrin 2
Exons: 11
Coding region: 251-1480 (409 amino acids)
Biological process (GO): regulation of cardiac muscle contraction by regulation of the release of sequestered calcium ion
Cellular component (GO): sarcoplasmic reticulum lumen
Molecular function (GO): calcium ion binding
Source: RefSeq, a predicted model, not a curated record